UAUACUUCUCUAUUUAUACCUGUUAUGCUUAUGAAAUGCGCCAUGCUAGUAAACUAGAAAAUUUUCGUAUUGAAGCAAGAAAACAAUGGGACUUCUUCCAUGUCUUUGUCCUUUGCCUUGCCAGACAAUUUCAGAAUCUCCAUCUAAAUUUCAAUAUAAUUGCCUUCAAUCAGAUUCGUCAACCUCUUCCCUGUCCUCUCAGCCGAGUCUACCAUCUGUUCCUUCCCUCACCUCGCCCUUUCAACAACAUGAACAACCCCCAGCUACCCACCACCACUGCCUAGCCAGCCUCAGCGCCCACUCCUCCUAUGUAUCCUCUCUCGCUGUAGCCGGAAAAUUCCUAUUCACCGGUUCUUCAAACAGCGAGAUCCGAGCUUGGAGCCUAGUUCCUACUGAGGAGACUUCAACUUAUAACUUAGUAGCCACGGGCAAUGGCGCCGCUGUCAAGUCCCUGGUUGUCUUGGGUGAUAAGCUCUUCAGUGCCCACCAAGAUCACAAAAUCCGCAUAUGGAAAAUCAAUAACAAUACUUCGGAAAAAAGAUACGAAAGCAUAGCCUCGCUUCCCACAAUAAAUGACCGUUUCAUUAGAUGCUUCUCCGCUGACAAUUACGUACAGGUGAGGCGACACAAGAAGCGCACGUGGGUACAUCACGUUGAUACUGUAUCGGCACUUGUGAUUUCCAGAGGUGGUCCUCUUCUCUAUUCCGCUUCAUGGGAUCGAACGUUCAAAAUUUGGCGAACAACCGAUUUCAGGUGUUUGGAAUCUGUCAAGAAUGCUCACGACGACGCCAUCAAUGCUUUAGUAGUAUCCGAUGAUGGGUUUAUUUACACAGGUUCAGCGGACAAGAAAAUAAAGGUAUGGAAAAAGCAUGCAGAAGAGAAAAAACAUUCACUUGUCGCGACUUUAGAGAAACACAAGUCAGCUGUUAAUGCUUUAGCACUUAGUUCUGACGGGUCUGUACUGUAUUCCGGUGCAUGCGAUCGGUCUAUUUUGGUAUGGGAAAGAGAUUAUAAUGUUACAGGCAAUGGCGGUGAACAUAUGGUGUUGAAGGGCGCCCUUAGAGGGCAUAAUAAAGCGAUCCUGUGCUUAGCGGCUCUUUCGAGUUUGGUUUGCAGUGGAUCAGCUGAUAAUACAAUUAGGAUUUGGAAAAGAGGAAAUGAGAAGGGUUAUUCUUGUUUAGCUGUUCUGGAAGGCCACAAAAGGCCGGUUAAGUGUUUGACAGCGGUGGUUGAUAGAGAUAAUGUAAUUGAAAAUUCUGAGACCGGUACCUCUUAUCUGGUUUAUAGCGGCGGUUUGGAUUGUGACAUUAAGAUCUGGCAAAUAUGGGUUCCAAUAUUUCUUCAAAACUUAUAGCAUAUUGAUGUUUUGGCGAUCCUCUGUGUGUGUUUAUAUACCGUAAAAUUUUUCUUCUUUUCUUUUCUUCCUUUCUGUAAAUCAUCAUUCUAUGCGCUAGAUUGAAUUGUAUUAGUCUUUGUAUACAUCUAAUACUCUGAUGGUUGAUUCA
This is a messenger RNA of Mangifera indica (mango), 1505 nucleotides long. Its product is annotated as protein JINGUBANG. The transcript has a single exon. The coding region runs from base 86 to 1354 and encodes 422 amino acids. Gene Ontology annotation, molecular function: protein binding. Lineage: Eukaryota; Viridiplantae; Streptophyta; Magnoliopsida; Sapindales; Anacardiaceae. The record is from RefSeq and is a predicted model, not a curated record.